Cladophialophora bantiana CBS 173.52 is the source of this 813-nucleotide messenger RNA. RefSeq lists its product as uncharacterized. The record is from RefSeq and is a predicted model, not a curated record. Bases 1 to 813 code for a protein of 270 amino acids. Lineage: Eukaryota; Fungi; Ascomycota; Eurotiomycetes; Chaetothyriales; Herpotrichiellaceae. The transcript is spliced from 3 exons. Gene Ontology annotation, molecular function: protein binding.
AUGAGCGCUGCAGAUGGCAGCAGCCACAAUAUCUAUGUAUAUGGUGGUUUACAGGCCGCUAGCAGCGACGCGCUUGGUGACGUCUGGAUCCUCCCGCUUCCUGCAUUCCAUUGGAUUCCUGUCACCACGGGCUCGGCACCGCGAUCUGUGCCUGCCUGUGCUGUGGUGGCAGACAGAUAUGACUGGCCAUGCGUUCAGGCGCAAUCUGGUCUUGGGCUCUUCGACCUUACACACCUAGAUUGGACAUCCACUUAUGAAGCACCACCCGAGCAGUCCUCCUCGGUGACAAGCAAAUCUUCGACGACGUCGAAUUUAUAUGCUAUUCCCAGCCAAGUGUACAACAUCAUCUGCGGGAAUGUCGGUGGGGGUGCGACUGUGACGGCGCCUAGUGCUGGGUUUGCGACCAACACUGCUCUCGCCUCGAUAUUUGCGGACGCCGUCAAAGUGUCGGGCUCUUCCAGCAGCACAGCUUCCGCUGCCACUCCGUCCAUAGACAGCAGCCACACAGCUUCCGCGACUACUUCAGCCACAAGUAACGGCAGCACCGCCACCGGGUCACAUUCGAGCCAUUCGCAUGCCGGGGCUAUUGCCGGUGGUGUGGUGGGUGGCGUUGGCGGUCUUGUCGUUAUCGUUGCCAGUCUAAUAUGGGUCAAUCGUACGAGGCCAUACGAGGUUGACGGGAAUGAAAGGCACGAAGCUGGUGGAAGUGACAGGCAUGAAGCUGAUGGGAGUGAAAGGCACGAAGCCGAUGGUCAGCGCACAGCUCAACCGGCGGGUCUUCUUCCUCAGGAGCUCCAGGCGCCUCUCCAAUAG